AUGAAUUAUAAUUCUCCAGAAUGUAAAUAUUGGUAUUGAGUAUUUUAGGUUUUUUCUAAAAUUUAUUGCCAAUAAUUAAUGAGCAUAUCAAAUGUGAUGUUGAAUUGACAAAAUUGAAUCAAUAGAUAGAUAGAAAUACUUCAUUUAAGAAUUUAUAAAAUGGUUUUUAUAGGGGAGAAAGUGAUGGUAUUUUCCGUAAAGGUAAAGGAGAAUGGAUAUCUAAAGAUGGUACCAUAUAUAGGAUAGGAGUUUGGUAAAACAAUUCCUUACAAGGGAAAGGUUUAUCACUAUACUAUUUGAAUAAUAUAUAAACAUCUUAAACUUAUUAUGAAUGCUAUUAUGGUUAUUUUGAUAAAGGUAAGCCCCAUGGUUAUGGAAAAUUGAAAAAAAUAAAUAAUUAAUCAUAUGAAGGAUAUUGGGAAAAUGGAUAGAUGAAUGGAUUAGGUACAAUAUAUAUUGAAAAUUCUUAUUAUUGCAAAGGUUAAUUUAAAGACAAUAUUUUAUGUGGAAAUGGAGAAAUAGAAUCAUAAGAUGAAACAAAUAAAUGGAAAAUGGUUGGCAAUUUUAUAGAUAAAGAUAGUUUUAAAGGGGAAAUCACAUUUAAAGAAGGAAAAUAUUUUGGAUAAGCUAUUUAUCAUGAAAAUUAAUGGAAAAUGCAUGGAAAAGGAAAAUUUAUUUGGGAGGAUUAAUCCUAUUACAAUGGAAGUUUUAGCUAUAAUAAAAGAAAUGGAUAUGCAGUGAGUAAAUUUGGGAAUGAAAAUCAAGAAGUUAUGAUCUGGAAAGAUGACAGGAAAGAAGUAAAUGUAGAACACAAUUGA
Molecule: messenger RNA, 818 nt
Organism: Paramecium pentaurelia
Lineage: Eukaryota; Ciliophora; Oligohymenophorea; Peniculida; Parameciidae
Source: the annotation of a GenBank genome assembly